Pseudogymnoascus destructans is the source of this 2532-nucleotide messenger RNA. RefSeq lists its product as uncharacterized. Lineage: Eukaryota; Fungi; Ascomycota; Leotiomycetes; Thelebolales; Thelebolaceae. The record is from RefSeq and is a predicted model, not a curated record. Gene Ontology annotation, cellular component: nucleus. Gene Ontology annotation, molecular function: DNA-binding transcription factor activity, RNA polymerase II-specific; RNA polymerase II cis-regulatory region sequence-specific DNA binding. Bases 1006 to 2055 code for a protein of 349 amino acids. The transcript is spliced from 2 exons. Gene Ontology annotation, biological process: regulation of transcription by RNA polymerase II.
CCCAUCCCCAUCCCCUUCCCCUUCCCCUUCCCCUUCCCCUUCCCCUCUAAGUGCAGAUACAAAGCCCGCCUCACGCCCACCAAACCCACCACCCAGCCCUCCGGCACCCACACGCGCGUAUUCCCACCCGGCCUGAGCUUCCGCGAUCGACGAAGGUUAGUAGUAGUCAGCCUACGCCGAGAAGGAGUUCUGACACUUCUUACCUUACUAUCACUUCUAUCACUUUACCUUGCUAUCACUUCUAUCACUUUACCUUAUCUUACCUUGCUAUUACUGUUGUUGUUGUGGAGGAAGGGCUGCGGAUAUAUAUCUCUGCGCUUCUAUUGUCUGCGAUUCUACUGUUGGGGGAAAGGACAGUACUGGGAGUUACUGAGGCCUUUUGUGCGAGGGUUGUGUGUGAUAGGAGGGUGUAUAUAGGGUGGAGGUUUUGUGUAUACGAACCGCGACAACGAGGAACGGACUGGACUGGACUGGACUGAGGUGUUGAAGACGACGACGAAGGAAAGAAGGGAAGGAGGUUGUUGAUUUGAUCACCCCGACUACGACGACGACAGGAAGAAGAGAAGGAGGUUGUUGAUUUGAUCACCCCGACUACGACGACGACAGGAAGAAGAGAAGGAGGAGGGUAUUUUUGACUACCCCCACGACGAAGGAACUGCAGACGGACCACGACGACGAUAGAGCCGCUCUACUCCCCCGACACUGCGCGGCCUAACGAGAAUCACUCACUCCCUCAUCUGAGCUCCUCGCUCACCUCCUCACCCUCACCUCCUCCUCACCAUAACUCACCACCCCACGCCCUCACCAUGGAACCCCCCCAACCCUUCACCGCCCGCCGCCCCGCCGCCUCCUCCCUCCCAACCUUCCAACUCCCCCCCCCGACCCCAAAUACCCCCCCUACACCUCCACCGCCCCAAACACGCAACACUCCAUCCUCACCCCCCCGUCUCCGCCGCCGACGCCGUCGCAGCCGCCGGUAACGGUCUCCCCCCCUACGGUCAGCAAAUGGGGUAUUGGCCACCCGUCGCUGGUGCCGUGCCGUUUUACGCUUUUAGCAAUCCGGCGGCGGGGCAGGGGCAAGGUGGAGGUCAAGGGCAGGCGCAGAGUCCGGGACAGCAGCAGCAGCAGCAGCAGCAGAAUCAACAGCCGCCGAUUUAUAAUAGGGCGUUGUAUGCACCGCCGUCGAAUUAUCCACCGAGACCGCAGAGUUCGGAUGAGUCGAUACCGUCGCACCACCAGCAACAAUACAGCAUGUCGCUCCCCUACCCCUCCACCUCCUCUUCUUCGGAUCAGCAGCAGCCCGUCCAACAGCAGCCACCACAACAACAACAUGAUGCCUACGGCCCCCGCCCGCCGCCGACACCAACCUACACCUUCCCCCCCACAACCGCGCAUUCCUUCCCAUCAUAUACGCAGCCAUCGCCUCCCCCCGCUCGGCUGUCACCUACCACCACCACCGGCGCAGGAGCAGGACCCUACCGCCCCUUCCCUUACGCCCUCCCCACCCUCUCCGGCGCCGUAAUGUCCAACGUCCACUCCCCCGGCUCGCAACUCUCUCUCCUCUCCGCCACCACCCAACCCGGCCACGCAAUCGUGCAGCACCAGCAGCACCACAGUAUGCAAGGUAGCUACCCUCUCUAUCCCUCGCACGGGGUCCCGCACGGGGUGGCGCAUGGGGGAUUACAGUAUGGUGUUGGAGUUGGGGGGGUUGGGGGGGGGAUGCAGUUGGGGCUGGAUAGGCCGUUUAAGUGUGAUCAGUGCCCGCAGAGCUUUAAUCGGAAUCAUGAUCUGAAGAGGCAUAAGAGGAUUCAUUUGGCGGUUAAGCCGUAUCCGUGUGGGGAGUGUGAGAAGAGUUUUUCGAGGAAGGAUGCGCUGAAGCGACACGUCCUAGUGAAAGGCUGCGGCAAACCCUCCCGCCCAACCUCAACUUCCCACCACCAAUCCUCAUCCAUCUCCACCCAACAACGCCGCUACAACAACGUAGACGUCAAAACCGAAGGACCGCUCAGCUCUGACGCCGAGAGUCCUGGUGGAGGGAGGGGUAGCGAUGAAUGAACCACCCUUCUUUCCCUCGAGAUAACUGCGGCCGUGAGGACGCGGCGGGUUGGAUGGGUAGUGGGGAGACCUAAUGGAGCGUAUGAACGGAUGGGGAGAGGGGGGCGAUGUACUGGUAUUGGCGUUUUGAUACCCCGAGUUGGAUGGGGGUGUGGGAUGGGUCUGAUGUGAUCUGAUGUGAUCCGAGCCGGUCCAUCCAUCCAUUCGAUUCGAUUCAGCAGCAGCACUCCAGUUCACCCACCGCCUACUUUCACCCUAGCAUCCUGCAUCCUCCAGCCCAGACUCGACCAUCACCACCAUCAAUCCACCACAGCCUUUUAAAAAACACGCACAUCGAUACCCGCCUCGCCCCUCCAGUUCCGACCAAUCAAUAUGAUUACGGAGCAUCAAACCCCCCUGAAGUCUCCGCGAGGCAUCAAAAGGUGGGGGGGGGGUUGUACCUCCGUAAUUAUAUUGAUGAGGUCUGCUGACUUGGGG